ACGAAGGAACCAUCUCAUGUACCCAACUGUAGUCUCCAACCUUGGGUCGAUACACAAAUUCGCACACGGAACUGGGUCGGCCAAGCCCCCGCUGCUAGGUUGAUAAGGCCCAAGAGCACCAGCUACGUUAACUAUAAAACCACCAGCCCAACCAGAUAGCCAGUAUAGUCAAGUUCUGCAAUGUCUUCGAUCUACAAGCUACCGACUGCGCUGGUGCUGUUUCUGCUCACCAUCGUUGGACCUGGUGUCCAGGGUGCGGAAGUGCCGCGCAUUAUUGGCGGGCAGUUUGCGUCGCCGGGACAGUUUCCUCAUCAGGUGUCGCUGCAGUUGAAGGGGCGCCAUCAUUGCGGCGGCUCCUUGAUUUCCGAUACGGUUAUUGUGACUGCGGCUCACUGCACAAUGGGCCAGAGUCCCAGCCAAAUGAAGGCGGUGGUGGGCACCAACGAUCUGGGCGCUGGAAAUGGCCAGACUUUCGGCAUCUCUCAGCUGAUCAUACAUCCACAAUACAAUCCACAGAGCCAGGACUUUGACAUGUCGCUCAUUCGGCUCAGUAAUCCUGUGAAACUAGGCGGUGCUAUUCAGACCAUUCAGCUGGCGGAUGCGGAUGCCAACUACGCGGCGGAUACCUUGGCCACCAUCAGCGGAUUUGGCGCCAUCAACCAGAAUCUACAGCUGCCGAAUCGCCUUAAGUUUGCACAGGUGCAGCUCUGGAGUCGCGACUUCUGUAAUGCCCAGAACAUACCUGGACUCACGGAUCGCAUGGUGUGUGCCGGACAUCCUAGCGGACAGGUCAGCUCCUGCCAAGGUGACUCUGGUGGACCAUUGACUGUUGAUGGCAAACUGUUUGGCGUUGUCUCCUGGGGCUUCGGGUGCGGCGCCAAGGGUCGCCCAGCCAUGUACACAUACGUGGGCGCCCUGAGGUCCUGGAUCAAGCAGACUGCAAAUGUUUAGCUCAACUGAUAUGAUACGAAUACGAAUGAAUUGUACGAUUUACAAUAAAAAUUAGAGCUCAUCCUCAGAUGACGCCAAUAUCCUUGAA
Drosophila montana is the source of this 1039-nucleotide messenger RNA. Its product is annotated as trypsin-1. Bases 181 to 951 code for a protein of 256 amino acids. Gene Ontology annotation, molecular function: serine-type endopeptidase activity. The transcript is spliced from 2 exons. Lineage: Eukaryota; Metazoa; Arthropoda; Insecta; Diptera; Drosophilidae. Gene Ontology annotation, biological process: proteolysis. The record is from RefSeq and is a predicted model, not a curated record.